This is a messenger RNA of Paramuricea clavata, 15619 nucleotides long. The record is from the annotation of a GenBank genome assembly. Lineage: Eukaryota; Metazoa; Cnidaria; Anthozoa; Malacalcyonacea; Plexauridae.
AUGGAAGAAAAAAAGAAACCAUCGUUUCGUGGUAUUUUGGUUGAGUUUAUGGGAUAUACGACAGGCCAUGGUUUUGGCAGGCUUGUUGAGGCCACGACAUUUGUGUGGAGAAUAUUCUGGAUCCUGGCAAUCCUCGGCGCUUCUGGGAUGUUCGCCAUGGAAGUAACGAAUCUCUUCAAGUUGUAUUUAUCACGACCUGUGCAAACAUCUGUGACUAUUACAUUCGAAAAGGUAUACUACUAUAUUAGAAUGUUAGGGUUUGUAAUCCAAGUGAGAAUAUAUACAUUUUAAGACCUAACCAGGAACGACUGCGAAAAAUGCAGCACAAGGUCCUCUGGUAGGAAUUGAACCUACGGCCCUGCGAUUCCGGUGCAGCGCUCUAACCAACAGAGCUACAGAGGCCAGCUGUUGAGCUGUAACCGUAAGUUCAUGUAUAUAUAGGUAAUCGGGUGUGCGGGUUGUGAUAAGGUGGACUUCAAUGAGUGAUUUGGUAUAUACUACCAUAUAUACUUAGUAUCCUGUCGAAGCACUGUGACACAUUCAUUUUGGUCACCAAAACUUUCAGCAUCGGUACUUAAUAAAGACGAACCGAUGUUAAAUGUUUACGCACUGCGAUUCAUUUAACCUCGGUUGGUCUUCAAACGCCGAUGCUGAAUGAUUUUGUGGCCAAAAGCAGUGUGUUGUAGCGUUUUUUUUAUCCAAUUGAAGUCUCAGAUGAGUCAAGUUCAUCAAACUACUGUGUUAUAAAUUAAUUUAUUAUCAUUGCAAUGAAUACAUUUAAUUUAAAUGCUUGCGUUUUUCUGCGACACCCUGUAGAAAGGAUUUAAACUGAUUAUUAUUGAGGAUAGCAACUAUAGUGUAUUAGUGUUGUCUUUUACUUCAAUGGAGAAAAAUUUUCGAAACAGCCUUUUAACAGGUUAUCAAGUCGUCCAAACUUUAAAUUCAGUUAGUGAUAAUUUUAUAGUUUGGUUUAUUUAUUAAAAACCUUUUGCCUAUGCAAGCGCCUACUAUAUACAUAAAGCGUGGUGUUCUUUCCCUGAAAUGAGCUAUAUAGACGUAUAUUAUUUUGUUUAAUUUGGAAUGCUUAUCUCCGUUCUUGAAAUAAUUUCAGCAAUUAAACUUUCCUGCUGUCACCAUUUGCAAUUUGAACAUAAUAAAGAGAAGCUCCAUGACGUAUUUGCCAGACAAAGUUAAAGAACAUUUCAAGCUUAAUUAUACAUAUUACAACUAUGUUGAGGACAAGAAAGAUACCACUACCAAUAGCAGCAUCUCUGAGAAACCCACCGAAGCUUUUAAAGCCACUGAAAAGCCGAACCAGGUUGUCAGUAAGACCGAAAAGCCGAAUGUAGUUGUCAAUGGCACUGGAACACCGACUGAAGCUAUCAAAAUCACUGACAAGCCGAACCAAGAUGUCAGUACGACCGAAAAGCCGAAUGUAGUUGUUAAUGGCACUGGAACACCGACUGAAGCUAUCAAAACUACUGAAAAGCCAAAUGUAGUUGUCGAUAGUACUGAAACACCGACUGAAGCUGUCAACGUCACUGAAAAGCCAACUACAGGUCUCACUACGACUGGAGAACCGACCAAAGACCUAGGUACUACGUCUAAACGUAAGUAAAAGGAUUUCAAAUUAUACUUAGAAGAAUAUAGUGGCAUUCCCGAAUGUCAAAACACAAGAACAUGACACGCUUUUUUUCUGGGCGAGAGGAUUAAGGAUCCACGAUUUUGGUACAAGGUUUAUAGGAUAUAAACAUUAGCUAAUUUUGUCUUUUUAGUCACCUUUUGUCACAGGUUAUAGAACCCAAUUAUAGAACGUUUGCACUCAUUCCCCAGGGACUAAGAGUAUGUAUGUACUACUGUGUAUGUAUGUUUUUAUUUUAAAAUAUGUCUUCUCGCAUUUUAAACAAGUCUGAUGCAUGCAUUUUUUUCAAACCCUUUUUGUUUGCAUGGAUUUUUUUUCUGUUUUUUCCCCACCCUCCGCAUCACUUUUCUAAUGGUCCGUCCCUAACUCAACAAAAGCCAUGGCGGCCAUGUUGGUGUCCAGACAAAAGCAUAGAUUAAAGAAAAGAGUCUAAUUAAAAUUCUUUUGAAUUGGAACACCAACAUGGCGGCUGUGACGUCAUGUGCAAACGCCCUAUAAUUUUACAGCCAAAGGCAAAGAAAGAAGAAAACGUGAAGAAAAGAAAGAAGACUCGAAAACUGAUGGAAACAGUGAUAACAAGAAAAAUGAUGGGAAAUCUGAUACUGGAGCAUAUGAUGGGAAGUCUGAUACGGGAACUUAUAAAAACGCUGAUAACAAGAAUGGAAAUUCAGAUAAGAAAGAAAAUAAUGGCGAUGGAAAGGGGAAUGGGGAUUAUUAUCAUGACGAAAAGUAAUGAUAUUCAUUUGUUUAUUUCAUGUAAUAUUUAAAGAGGACUUCGUGGGAUUUCAACACAAAAUAUUGAUCGAUUCGGAAAAUAGCUACCGCAAUUUUGCAUUUUUUUUAUAUUUUAAUCGUUACCAGGCUAAUAACUGAACAAUUUUUCAACAGAGACUGUUACUUAAAGUGCCUAUGACACGAAAUUUUACCCCAAAGGUUUAUGGUUGUAUUGUAAAGAUAACUUAAAAUGACUCAAUAAUUUCUUUUAUAGAAUUUUGGUAACUUGCUCCCUUUCAAGAUAUUCAACUUUGUUUCAUAUGCAAAUAUCACUGGUGUGACAUAUCACAUCACAUAAUAAAUUUUCCGAGAAAAGUAUAGUUUUCUUGACGAAUACGUAUCUAAAAAACUUAAAAAUUGCCCGUAUAUAUGUAUUAAUUUCAUAACUGGUAAUUAACCCUCUGUAUUUGUUUGUAAAAAAUAUUUUAUCAGAAGGUAAAAUAUUGCGUUUUCAAAAUGUCAUCAUUAUGCGAUGUGAUGUCACACCGGUGAUAUUUGCAUAUGAAACAAAGUUGAAUAUCUUGCAAAGGAAGCAAGUUAAAUUUUAUAAAAGAAAUUAUUAAGUCAUUUUAAGUGAUCUUUACAAUGCAAUCAUAAACAUUUGGGGUGAAAUUUCGUUUCAUGGGAUUUGGAUUCGUGUAAUUUCGUGUCAUACGAUUAUAGAAGGUACUUUAAAGUCUCGGGAGCAUGUAUGAAAUGCUGUACUUAAAAACAAUAGCUUGAAUUCUAAAGGUCUCGUUUUUCUUAUAUACAUCCUGUAUAUUCGAUUGUCAAGGUAUUAUGACGAAUGGAAACCAGCUGAACAUUACAAGGAUAUUUCUGAUGAAUACCCAGAUGAGAAAAACGUGGACAAAGAAACAAAGCUGAGAAUGAAAGUCGAAUCGUACAUCGGUGGAGAAUCACCAGAGUUCCUAACGGGGCUUGGCCAUAAACGAUUUGAUUUGAUCCGAAAAUGUACAUGGAGGGGAGUAGACUGCAUUCAGGGGUAAGCUGCAAUGUUAAGCAACAAUCUAUAAAACAUUCUGGUUAAAUUUUCCUGGUUAACCAAGGAAUAACCAAGGGUGGGUUGGCUACAAAAUUUUUGUAGUUCGCUACUGACUACAGCUAUUGCUUGUAGUGAACUAUUUAAUUUCGCUACGCUAUAUUUUUUAAUUUUAUUGUAUUUGCAUGGAACAUAACAAAAUAACAGGCUAAAUGUAACCUAUAACAAAUCAACUUCCGAGUAGCAACAGUAAACACAAAGCAACAUUUUUGUAAGUGUUCAAUAGUGCAAAUUGACUAUUGAGUAUUGAGUAUUGAUUUUAAGCAAACCGUGUCUCAAUAUCAUUCUACUUUCUAUCAAGUUGCUAACAAUUUUAAAAAGUAGCGAAUAGUGAUUCCCUGUUUGAAAAGUAGUCAAAUACUUGGCUACUUUUAGGCAAAAUGUAGUUAUAAUUGGGUAGUUUAUAUUGUAGUGUAUAAAUACAGCUACUGUUUUAAAAAAGUAGCCAAAAACUACUGGCUAUAAAAGUUGUAGUUCGCUACAGUAGCGAACUACAACUACUUCGCUACUACACACCUUUGGGAAUAACCCAAAUAUUUCUGGUUUACUGUAGUUUACCUGGUUACUUUCUCCUUUAAAUGGUAUGAUAUAAAAACGUCUUAACAAAAAACAGUUUGAAAAAAACCCUGAUUUAUAAAAGAUUUGAAGAAACGUGUUUUAAAAAUGAAUAAUUUGUGCAUGGAUAGUUAAAUUAUAAAAUUAAAUGUAAGAGGUCUCUCUGUGCAUAGUUAAAAUCAGAAAAUAUGAUUCCAAUAACAUUUUGAUUUUUUGGUAGAAAUUUAAGCGUGUUUUGGAAAUGGAGCUGGAACUAUAAAUAUGGAAACUGCUACACAUUCAACGAUGGUAUAGAUGAUGACAAGCAACCUCUUCGCAUUUUAAAAUCAUCCAAGCCAGGACCAUCUCAAGGUUCAGUAAUUACCUCCGCCAGGAGGUUAUGUAAUCAUCUGGGUUUGUACCUCCGCCAGGAGGUUAUGUAAUCAUCUGGGUUUGUAUGUAUGUGUGUGUAUGUGUGUGUGUGUGUGUGUAUGUGUGUGUGUUUGUCUGUGAGCACGAUAACUCAAGAAAUACCAAACAUAUCCGUACGAAAUUUUGUGAGUGCAUUUCCCAUCGGCUAAGGAAGAACUGAUUAAAAUUUGGUUGAAUUUGGUUAAAAAUUGAACGAGAAAUGAUCAAAAUUUUGUCUUGCUUUUCCCGGUCAAUUAACAAAAAAUAUUACUGAAUGCGUAAUUAGGACGUGUAUAAUUUAUGCACUCAGUACUAAGACAAUAAUGAGAUGAUAAACCUCAUUAAGCUUCGGCCUUCAUUAUCUAUUGUCUUAGUUGCAUUUCACGCGACCGAAAUUCAAUGUCUAAAACAAGGCUUACGGAGUUACGCAUUAUUACGUUCAGCAAAGUGCCAGUCCAUUCAAAUUCUAACAACAUUAGAUUACUUCAAUACAGGGUGUAUAAAAAGAACGCAACCUCGGAAUUUCCCAAGAAAUCGACAUUGUUUUAAAGACAAAAGAUUUUAGCUGCCUGGGAAUUUAAAAUAGCACAACUGUGAAAAUUACUGCACGCGCGAGUGCAUAAAGCAAAAUUUAUGCAUUUAUUUAAUGACACUUAAUAAGUUUUUAUUUUACAAGUACUGUACAGUACAACAACAGUAAUAUGAUCUAUUAUAGAGCAAUUCGAUUUCAAUUCGCGGGGGCCUGAAAUCUUUUAUGCUUAAGAAUUAUAAAGUGGAUUUCUUAGGAAAUUCCAAGUUGCGUUUCACUUCGAGUAACGGGCGGAGGUAUGCAGUCUCUGAGUGCCCUCUAGUUACUUUGUAGAUCGUGUUUUCAUUCGAAUGUAAGAUUCGUUAUAAGUAAAAAAUAUAUUAUCAUGUAUCAUCAUCUGUCAUUUUCUGCACAGGUUUAGUUCUUCAACUGGCGAUUGAAGAGGACGAAUAUCUGGGUGAACUGACAGAGGAAGCAGGCGUGCGGGUUCUGCUUCAUGAACCGGGAGCCAUGCCUUUUCCUUUUGAAGAAGGAUUCAGUAUCGCUCCAGGCAUGGCUACGUCUAUUGGUUUAACAAAAGUAUGUAUUGGACAUUUGAAUAAUAUAAUAGGCAUAUGAGCUUGACUUGAAAAAUAGGACUAGCGCUGGCUGCCACAGCGUAAUACACAGCUUAGUUCAAGUUUUUAUGAGUAACAACUUUGUAGCACCUAGAUAAAAUGACAACAUUGUUACAAUAUUGUUACAUGCGAACACAUCUCCCAUCAGUUUUAUCAAGACAAGUAACGAUAAGGUGUUUGCUCAUGAAUGAUUUGAGGACUUCAAAGAAGAGAUUUGUCUUUUUAAUUCGGGUUUUCCUGUUUGUAGACACUGAUCAAAAGAUUGGAUAGAUUUGAGAAUGGAAGUUGUUCUGAAGACGAUGUUUCAUUACGUGAAGACAAUUUGUACAGGAAACAUAAAAACAUUACGCGCUAUUCGUUACAGGUUUGCCAAAAUGUUCCUUUAAUACUAAGGUCAUGUAACGCAUGGAAGGGAAUUUUUUCUAUGUCGCAUAUAUUUUCGAUGAAAAGAAUUCAAAACCUGAAAUCUUGUUGGUGUACCUGCCAAAAACUACUUGGUAUACUUUUUGAUUUUUAAAUUCUGACGGUUGACAAAAAAUAGCGGUAAAAAAUGUAUAUUAAAAUACAACUAUUAAUGAUGCUAUAUUUACAGCAACAUAAGUAAACUGGACUAUGUCAAGACGGCUUUACCUUUGGAAUUUUGCUUAUUUAAUAUUUCAAUACUAUACGGUCGAAUGAUUCGGCGAGGCAAUUAUGAGGGUCCUGAAGGCGGGUCGUAUUCCCAUUUCCCAGCCCAAAUUUUGACUAAAUCCCAUUGUCCCAGAGUACAAAUCCCAUCAUCUCAGUGACUGUCCUGCACAAAUCUUAAUCCCAUUCCCAUUUUCUAUCGAUUUUUUGCUGAUGAAUCCCAGUCCCAGUGCAUGAAGUCCAUUUUCCCACCCAAAAAUAAGCAAAUAUCCCAGUUCCCGUUUUGCCCCUUCAGGACCCUCAAUUACAUAUUGGAUGAUUGCUUCAUUACGCCAAAAGUUCAUUGUCUUCAGCUUGAAAAAUCUCAUUAACGUGGAAAAAAGGAUAGGACAGAGAAUUUGCUCGAGUUUUCAUGCUAAAGUGAUGUCUUUGUGAAAACGUUCGGUCUUGACGUAGAAGAAAUAGACGCGGACAAAUGAUAAAGUCCUCUUAUUGUUUCUUCUUCCUUUAACAGGCAUGUCUCAACUCUUGUUUGGGAGAAAGUCAAUUGGCUAUGUGCAAAUGUGCUGAAGCUUCUUAUCCAUCUGGAAAAGAAGAACCAUGUGAUGUUUUUGACAAAUAUAAGAGUAAGAUUUCAACCAUAGAAAGGCGUCCGUAUUCGUGAGAUGCCCGUAUUAGAGAGGUAUCCGUAUUGUAGAGAGGCAUGAUUUUGACAAUUUGUUUUCAUGCAGGAAAAUGUUUACAGAGGGUGAAAUUUCUCUUCAGCAAAGAUCAACUUCCAUGUAUUGAUGAAUGCAAACGACCAUGCAGGCAAGUUUUGCUUUGUCUUAUGUGGCCGAUUUUAUACUUGCAACGACAAUAUCUGUGACGCUUUUACAGACGAUAACCGAGACUUUAAGAUUAGCGUUUAUACGACGGCAUAUCUCUAACCGCAGAUGGUAAACUUCAAAUGGCAUAUUUUGAGUGCAACUGUUCGAAGUUAGGGCAAUUUGUGCAUUAAAAUAUGAAUAGCUACAUACUCAGCUGUCUUGUUACCUUCAAAUUUACUGACAAUCUUAAGAUCUCAAAUAUCGUCCCAGAUGUUAACUGAGUCAUCUAGUAUAUAUGCUGAUUCUCUACUUUUCGAAAUUUUAUAGAGAGCAGAUUUAUGAAAAGACAAUAAGUUCAUCUCAAUGGCCAUCUUCUGCACGUAGUGUAUGUUAUUUGAAUUAGUGUACAAGUCCAGAGCAUAGUGAUGUGUAUAAUUACUGGUUCGUAAAACCCCAUGAUCGAUAACAACCAAAAAUUCGCCUAAACACGCGUUAUCUCGCGAUCGCGGCCACGUUGGCGAGUUACCAUACCAGAGUAGGCCAUGCAUAUGUGAUAAAUCACAAUCAGUCGAAUCAGACAUUGGUAUUGUUUUAAUUCACUGAAUCCCAACUAUUUGAGUUACAGGUAAACUACGUGAAGCGUUCCUCUUUUGAGUUUCUAAAUUGAUUGCAAUUUUCCUCAUUACUUUUGCAAUUUAAAAAACUCCCUUGCAAAUCCCUUGAGGGAAUUUGCAAUGUUGCUAAAAGCCAAAAAAAGUUUCCUCAGUUCCUGUUAGAAGUUCUUAACUUCCUGUUACAAGUUCCUAACUUCCUGUUCUGUUCUGGGCGUUGCAAUAGGCUAACAAAAAUAAUCGACCAAUAACAACGCUCAGGACAGAACAGGAAGUUAGAAAAUUAAAACAGGAAGUUAGGAAAAUUUAAAAUGAAGUUUGGAAUAUUGCAACAGCCGAUAGGAACAUUGCAAAUUCCCUCAAGGGAUUUGCAAAGAGUUUUUCAAAUUUGCAAAGCUAAUGAGGAAAAUUCUAAAUGAGUCACGAAGUCAAAAGAGGAACGCUUCACGUAGUUUACCUGUAAUUAGUCCGUGCAUUUUUCAAAUGUACCGUGAAACCAUAUAAGCUAUUACAAAUUUGUAAUUGUUUUUAAAGUUUUAUAUCUUUAGUUACUUUUUAACCUGAAGAUGGAGUUAUACUCCGAAACGUAGUUAUUAAAAUAAUCUUUUCGUACUGAGCCUAUAUGGUCUAAUUUUUUCAAACACAGAAUUACUAAAAUGCGGCUUAGAGAAAGUUCCGUCAUACAACAUAAUAAUAAUAAUAAUAAUAAUAAUAAACAUUUAUAUAGCGCACAAACCAAGACUGUUCUAGGCGCUUUACAGUAAUACAAAAUCCAAUCUUAAAACUAGUGUUAAGAAUGUUAAAACUAUAGAAUACAUCAUACACUAUUUAAAAACAAGUUAAAAAGAUAUGUUUUAAGAAACUUCUUAAAAAUGGAUAAUGAUUCACACAUCCGAAGAUGAACAGGUAAAUCAUUCCACAAUCUUGGUCCAGCAACACAGAACGAUCUGUCUCCGUAUGUCUUUAGUCUAGAAUAAGGAAUCUGGAGCAAUUCAUUUCCAUUUGAUCGAAGAGUACGCUGCGAAGUACGACACAGCAUAAGUUCCUUCAGAUACGAUGGAGCAAGAUCAUUAACAGCUUUGUAGACAAGAAGUAUAAUCUUGAAUUGAAUACGGUAUUGGACAGGUAACCAAUGCAAUUCGAUAAGAACUGGGGUGAUAUGCGCCGAUUUCUUAGUAUCAGUUAGUAAACGAGCUGCAGUAUUUUGGACUCUCUGAAGCUUCUGAAGCAAAUAUUUGGGUACACCAUACAACAGGGAGUUACAAUAAUCCAAUCUUGAAGUUAUAAAUGCAUGAAUAAUUAUUUCUAAGCAAUUUCGAGGUAGAUACUUCUUAAUUCUUGAAAUAUUCCUAAUAUGGUAGUAAGCUGACUUGCAGAUACCAUUAAUAUGUUCGCCCAAUCUGAUCCACUCAUCAAAAAUCACCCCCAGAUUUCUUGCUGAAACAGUUGGCACAAUUUUUUCCUUUCCCACCAUGAUAUAAUUUAAGGGAGGCAUCAGAUGAUAGCGUGAAUGGACUAAUAUAAGCUCCGUUUUGCCACUAUUUAGUUUCAAUUUAUUCAACAUCAACUGACCAAGUUUGGACGAAAAAUGUUGAAAACUCCCAGUGUUAUUUAAUAAAAUACAUUUCGCUUGCAAUAAGAAAAACAUUGAAAAUGUAAUAUUCAAAUUCAAUUUUCGCCCGAAGAAUUUUACGGCAAUUACUGAUUUUUAAACGAUUUGUGCUCCUGCGGGUUUUAACGAAUUUUUCUCAAAUUUUCACAGGAUAUAGCUAAGGACGUCAGUUUCAAAAUUUUGUUCGGCUUUGUUCUAAUUUUGGAUAUUUUAAUAAGGAGCAGUUCACACAAACGAUUCAGAAAUAUGUUGCAGUCGUCAAAGAAAUCGCCAUAUCAGCGGAAGACGAAAUAAACAAAAAAUUCCGAACACAAUUUUUUAGAACAACUAUUUUUAAUUACUGUAUAAAAAUGAUAUUUUCAUAAAUAUAUCUUAAAACCAGCAGGAACAUAACUCAAAAGCGUAAAGGUGCCGCGACUUAAGAUUUUCCUGAAUAAUUCUUACAUUAUUUUAUUGUUUGUCAAUUUUACAACUUUAUCAUAUUUUGCAUGCACUGGCUAACAUUUGGUGAAAAUUUGAUGAAAAUCGGACUGAUUUUGAGCGCGCGGUGCAUAAGAGCUUAUUUGGUGCAUAAGACCUAAAGUACUACAUCAGGUUGGUUGUUCCAUUUGCCAAACGGAAAAACUUCGCCGCGAAAAAGUUGGAUCAGUUCCUAUACUUGCAUGGAUAUAAGUAUAAAAUCGUUAACAGAUUUGACAAGUUUUCUUCCAAAACCUUCACCGUCGUUCACUCGUUCCUAUAUAAAUUUCAAAUCAUUUUCAAAUUUCAUUCAAUUCUUCAUAUAUAGUUUAGCAUUUUGGUAUUUUAGCAACGUUUGGCGGGCCAUUUUACUGCUGUAUCACGUCAUCAGGCAUUUAAAACUAUAAUUCUACAAAAACAUCUUUACAGACGUCGAAUUUUCGUUUAAGCGUCAAAUUUUCGUCGGGACCACUGGAUAUAAUUAACAAUGAAUAAAAUUACUAAAAGCUUGCAUUUUGUAUACAACUAUUACGGUAGCUUUUAAAAGUUGUUAAAAAAUAUUUUUAACUGUUUUUUGUCAUCUUUGUUUCAUAAUGGCAUAUGCUAAGACAAUUAUUCACUGCACUGUCGGUAAAUAUUGCAAAGAUAUUCACCUCAACUUUCCAUAUUCCCUUUUUUACUAAUCUUCUUCUAUUAUAUAUAACAUAAUUUGGCAGACUUGUUUAGGCCACGACAUUUGUCUGGAGAAUAUUCUGUUGGCGCGAACAAAAGGCACAUCUGCCCUUAGACAGAAUAAUAAAGUAGGGCGCAAUGCAACGUAAUAAAACUCUAUUAAGUUAAAACUCUAUUAAGAGCACAUUUUUGAAGAAUUACAAUUUACAUUCAAAAAUGACAGAAUCACUUUUUAAUUACAUUCUCAAAAACGACAAAAUGACCGCCGCUUGUAAUGCCCUUCCAUUUAACUUGGAAGGUCAGGGUGAAAGUAUUUAACUUGAAAUUAUGGCAACUCGGGAGUUCGAUCGGCCUCUAGAUUAAUAGGUUUUUUUCUGACGCACAUUUGCCACGGAAAGAGUUCGAAACCCAAAAUCUUUUUGGCGCCUCUCAAAAUUACUUUAUGUAAGUUUUUUUUUGUAGUAUAUUAUACGGUUAGCUAUAACUUUUUAAAUGCAUCUGCCGUUUGAAAAAAAAAAUAAAGUAGUAUGGCACACUGUUGUCAAUUACAAUAUAAUUAUCGUUCGGCGAUGCUUUGAAAUGGACGAGAGGGAGGUUUUCGAGAUAGUUCAGAUAAAUAGAUAAUUUAAACUCAGAGUUCGCUUUCAGGCUUAAUGUUAGGAUUAUAGGGUUGGGGCUAGGUUUAGAAUAAAGUUUAAAGUUUGUCGUAAGUGUAUGGUUACUGACCCUUUUGUGUUUUAACGAUCUUGAAAAAUAGCCGCCAUCUUGAAAACCUCCCUAGCUCUCAUCCAUCCUACUUUACUGGCAACAACUUGGCAUAUCAUCUAAAAUACUUUCAUUUUAACAUUAUUUUAUAGAUAAUUAAAGCUCCAAACGUACUUUUCAAGUUUGUUUGCAGAUUGAGAAAGUGUUAAAAAAUUAAAAUUUUGAAUGUAGUCACAACCAAGUAGUAUAUUUUCCCCGUAAUACACGAUGACGCCAACUACUUUUCUAAUUAUCCAUGAUUACAGUAUAGUAUAAGUAGUUUGGUCUCACCAUGCAGCUAUUGCACUUUAUGCCUAUGUUGUCUAUUGAUGACAAACGGAUGGUCUAACAGACGUAUUUUAGCGUUAAACAGUUUCAAGUUCAGUUUCCUCUUGGAUAUAGGUACGUAUACAUACAUAUUCUUUAUUACUUAGCAUAAAAAUCGUUUAAAGAUUUGACAAGUUUUCUUCUAAAACUUUCACCUUAUAAAACUAUUACGGUAUAGCUUUAAUUUUUAGAGUUGUUUUAAAAAUAUGUCAGUCACUAUUUUUUGUCAUCUUUGUUUCAUAAUGGCAUAUGUCAAGACAAUCAUUCACCUCAGUGUCGGUGAAUGGUGCAAAGAUAUUCCAUAUUCCCUUUUUACUAAUCUUCUUCUAUUAUCCCAUGAUCUGGUGAAUGUAGUUUGUUCAGGCAUUCAUUUACUUAAACUAUAGAGUAUAACAUAAGCAUAUUGAUGGAGGCAUUUCAAGACAAAAAUGAUGCGGAAGAAAAAAAGAAACCAUCGUUUCGUGGUACAUUGGUUGAGUUUAUGGGCUAUACAUCAGCACAUGGUUUUGGAAGACUUGUUGCGGCCACGACAUUUGUGUGGAGAAUAUUCUGGAUCCUGGCAAUUCUCGGUGCUUCUGGAAUGUUCGCCGUAGAAGUAAUGGAUCUCUUCAAGUUGUAUUUAUCACGACCCGUGCAAACAUCUGUGAGUGUGGCAUUUGAAAAGGUACUACAAUGGUCUCUGACUAAAGCCACAUAUAACAGACGAGCAAAUUUUCCUUGUCAAGUUUUUCAGGCUUUACUUGUUCAUGCAUGUACGGCAAAAGUGGACCGUAUUCUAUUUGGCAAGUAUCCUUUAUCUAAAGCUGGUCAUGCCAGCUGUUCAACAAGGACAAUUGUUCGUGUAUAUAUAGCAAUCAAGGACAACUUAAGCCUAAAACUGAAUAUAUCUAUAAGUAUAGCAAUCUGUGUAGUGGAAUAGUUUUAUUAGGGAGUUUAAGCUUCACGUUUCUAGGAACGGCAAACGGCAGGUUCGAAAUUUCUUGCCAAAAUUUUCGUUGAACGUUUUCGUUUCAUAUUUUCUUUCUUGUGUCGAAAGAAUAACCAUGGAUUGCAGUUUUAAAACAGCAAGUUAAGGUUCCAAAGCUAGUUAAGGCGGACAUGUGAAGGAAGAUUUGUUCGUGUGUACACGACCUCCAAGGACACAUUGACAAUUGUGUAUACAAAAAAUACUUCUGUGGUUUUGGCAAACAUAAGGCGACCUAACGUGAAAUAAAUGUUUAGCUGACAAAAUUCCGUGCAUUAGUUUUGGUGAAGACGAGGUGAAAGACGUUUGCUCCGGCGACUGCAUGCGUCACCGAAGCCCAUGCAAUGAUAUAAUCUUCUUCUCUGUUUAAUUUCAGCAACUAAACUUUCCUGCUGUUACCAUUUGUAAUUUGAACAUGAUAAAGAAUAGCUCUGUAGUAAUGUAUUUGCCUGACGAGUUGAUACAAAGAUUCACGCUUUCCGAGACUGUGACAUAUUAUGAGGAGAUCACUGAAAAGCCGAAUGAAGUUGCCAAUAUCACUGAAAAAUCAUCUGAAGCUGUUAAUAUCACUGAGAAACCGACUGCAGAUAACAAUAAGACUGAACAGCCGACUGCACACACGAGCAUUGCGCAUGCGCCACAAUGUAAGUAUAAAGUUAAAACUAUAGCCUUUUUGCAAUAUGUAUAUUUGUCGAACCACGAGAAUUAACGGUUGGAUCUGAAGAGAGAUUUCACCGCAGCGAACAUUUUUUAUUAAAUAACUUUAGCAGGCGUUGAGGCGUAUUUUGCGAGCUAACAUGAACAAAUUAGCGGCGAGACAAACUCCCACGGUGUUUCUAUAUAACUGUGUGGAAAAAACAUAUAUGUUUUCUACUUCUUAAAAUAUCAGCUAAUUUUUUCUAUUUUUGCCCUUUUGUCGACAUGCAUGCAGGGAGUAUCAAAUGGUAAGAUUGAAAUUCACUUUUAAUUUUACAGCAAGGAGGAGAAAAAAACGAGAGGAACCGACAGAAGACGGGUAAAAUAUUUAUAAAAUAUUUUGACACUCCCCAAACUCGAGAUGCCUGGGUAUCAUGGAGGGUAAAGAGGGCCUGACACAAAUCCCUGUCUGCAUGGCCGCAUGUAAAAAGUCAUAAUCCGGCUUUUACAUACAUACAUACAUACAUACACACAUACACACACACAUACACACAUAUACAUACAAACAUAAAAAAAUUAUUUAAACACGUUAGCCUUAACAUCUUUCGAUGGUUUCCUCCAUGGGGACGUGUAAGAUUAAAACUAAUACAUAUACAUCAUACAAACUAUUUACAUAAUUAUUCUUUAGACAAUUAGCAAACAUAAAUAACAAACAUACAAAACUAUUUACAUACUUAUUGUUUUCGAAAAUGUAGCUUCACUAGUCUUUUGAAAUAACUGAUAGAAUUGGAUUGUUUUGCCUGAUUAAUCGAUUUAUCGGACAAAAAUUUCAAUCUGUUUUUUGAAUGGUUAGUGCUAACUAGAUUAUGCUAUUGUUCAUGAUAGGUUUUAGUAUUUUAACUAGAAUUAGAUUGUUGUUUGCUAUUGCGUGAAAUUGACAUCUAUCCUCCAAGGAUACUAAAUAUAUUUAUAAUAUAGCAUUUGUAAAUUCUCAACGCUGAUUGGCUAAGAGCCGUGUUGACAUAACCAUAUAACAUAACUCAAUGUCAACACGGAAAAUUUCCCGCGGCUCUUUAAAUUCAAAAGGGUAUUCCCGAAAUUUGUGCUAAAUUAUAAAAAAAAUAUAAAACAGUUUUCCGUAUUGAUAUUAAAACAUUUUGGAAUUUCAAUCUACAAAUGACUUGUACUCAUAUUGGAUUGUCAAGGUAUAAUGAUGAUGACAGGGAAAAUGGUAAUGAAGAUGUGCAUUUUUCUGGUGAAAAGGAUGUGGACGGCGAUAUUGUUGAUAAAGAGGGUGUGGAUGGCGAUACUGUUGAUAAAGAGGGUGUGGAUGGCGAUACUGUUGAUAAAGAGGGUGUGGAUGGCGGUACUGUUGAUAAAGAGGGUGUGGAUGGCGAUACUGUUGAUGAAGAGGGUGUGGAUGGCGGUACUGUUGAUAAAGAGGGUGUGGAUGGCGGUACUGUUGAUAAAGAGGAUGUGGAUGACUACAGUGUUCAUGAAGUAGACGAAGAUAUUUCUGAUGAAUACCCCGAAGAAGAGAUCGUGAACCCCGAAGAAGAGCUGAGAAGGGAGCUCAAUUCACACAUUGGCACUUACAAACGUACUGAAGAAUUACAUAAACUUGGCCAUAAACGAUAUAAUUUGAUACAAGAUUGUACAUGGAAAAGCACUGACUGCAGAAAAGGGUAGGAUGGAAUGUUAAACACGAAAACACACUUGCAUAAUGUUUACUAAUGUUUAUACAGUGACUCGCUCUCCCCUUGCCUCGUCCCCAGGCGCUAAUAAAAAAUUCAUGCGAGUCACUAUAUGAAAGGUUUACAUGAAGUAGUGCAUCGCGACGAACAAGCGCAAGGGUUUAAAGGCGAUUUUCCAGUCCUCGCACGAAGCUCCAAAUAGUGUAUGUUGCUACUCAGAGUUUCAUGUAGGUUCGCAAUCCGCAGGCAUGAACUGCAUGUUUUUACUCCAAUUUUCACCCCAAAGGUUUGUGGUUGCAUUGUAAAGAUCACUUAAAAUGACUUAAUAAUUUCCUUUAUAGAAUUUUGGUAACAUGCUCCCUUUUCAAGAUAUUCAAAUUUGUUUCAUAUGCAAAUAUCACCAGUGUGACAUCACAUCACAUCACAUGAGUUUUCAGAAAAGUAUAGUUUUCUUGUUGAAUACGUAUCUAAAAAAACUUAAAUGUAUAUGUACUGUUAUAACUGGUAAUUAACCCUCUGUAUUUGUUUGUAAAAAUAUUUUUUCAAGGUAAAAUAUUGCGUUUUCAAAAUGUCAUUAUGCGAUGUGAUGUCACACCGGUGAUAUUUGCAUAUGAAACAAAGUUGAAUAUCUUGCCAAGGAAGCAAGUUACAAAAAUUUAAAAAAAAAAUUAUUAAGUCACUUUAAGUGAUCUUUACAAUGCAAUCAUAAACAUUUGGGGUGAAAUUUCGUGUCAUAAGCACUUUAAAUGAUAGCAUUCUGAUAUUCUGAUUUCUUUGCAUGCAGACAUUUCACGAUGUUUUGGAAAUGGAGCUGGAACUAUAGAUAUGGAAACUGCUACACAUUCAACGAUGGCGUGGAUAAUGACGAUCAACCUCUUCGCAUUUUAAAAUCAUCCAAACCAGGACCAUCUCAAG